AUGUUGCGUUUGUGCCGAUCGGAUAACAUGGGCGUGCGGGAUAUGGUACCUGCGCUCAUGUUGCGUCUCCACAAAGACCAAGAUUGUUACUACUUUAUCAAUUGGUGGGUCCUGAGCACUAGGAAUCCGUGGUAUGACUGGGGUAUCAGCCCUACUUCAUGUCCUGAUUCUAGAAGAGCCGAUGUAUUCGAGGGUGUUGGUGGUUUCCUCAAUAAGUGCGGGGAUAUCAGUCAUACCUCUUGCCUGACUCUAUUGAAAAUUAAGCUGCUCCUCGAUCUCAUGAGACUGGAGCAGUCAUCAUCGAGCUUAGCUUCAAGGUUUCCUCCAGCAAUACUUCAUCAAAUUCAGUCCUCGGUGCCUCAGAACCCCGUCGUGUGCGCCAACCGCUCCAUCAUGGAUGGCGAGGCUGGUACUCGCCCAACUAUGAUUCGAAGGUUAAAGAAACAGAUCGAUACCCUGUAUCAGGACGUACACGGGGCAAAUAGCGAUUUUUGGACCGCUAUCGUCAAUCCGCCCAAUCGUGCAAGGAAAUUUCCUACGGUAUAUGGGAAUGGAAGUGCCGAGGAAAUCCAAUUGAUGAUCCAUUUCAACUACGCCGCGUGGGUUGAGACGCCAGGUGCUAUUGAUUUCAUCAAGGCAAAGGUCCACGGUGGUAAUUGA
This is a messenger RNA of Penicillium expansum, 660 nucleotides long. RefSeq lists its product as uncharacterized. The record is from RefSeq and is a predicted model, not a curated record. The transcript has a single exon. Bases 1 to 660 code for a protein of 219 amino acids. Lineage: Eukaryota; Fungi; Ascomycota; Eurotiomycetes; Eurotiales; Aspergillaceae.